Molecule: messenger RNA, 2920 nt
Organism: Rhipicephalus sanguineus (brown dog tick)
Lineage: Eukaryota; Metazoa; Arthropoda; Arachnida; Ixodida; Ixodidae
Exons: 6
Coding region: 1-2700 (899 amino acids)
Biological process (GO): engulfment of apoptotic cell; phosphatidylserine exposure on apoptotic cell surface; apoptotic process involved in development
Cellular component (GO): plasma membrane
Source: RefSeq, a predicted model, not a curated record
AUGGGUGACAGUGACACUGAAACUGAGUGCGCUUCUCAACCUCGUUUAAAGAAGCGGAAGCAGUAUUUGGAACCUGGACAGGCGUUCGCGAUUCCGCGGGCAACGCUCCGAUUCCAGGCCAGUGGUUCCAGCGGGGGUGCCAGCCAGGCUUCAGCUCAUCAUGUGACUUCAGACGCAGUACCAGCAGAUUGCUCCUCGGCGAGAAUCGUUCCUGUUACCUCAGACACCUCAGACUCGGAGGAGAGUGAUGAUAAUGAUCGGUCUACACGUGGUGCCGACAAUGCAGUGUGCGCGGACGACGGAGCCAGCACGCACAGCGGGGGCUUGACGGAGGAUGAAGACGCAAGCGAUGAAGACACCGCUAGUGAUGUAGACAAAGCGAGUGAUGUGGAGGACUUUUUAAAGCUCUUCUCGAAUGACCGUUUGCCAAACUCCCAGUUGAGUGUUGCCGACGCGAUGGUCAUGCUGAUGGCAUAUUCGACGUCAGCUGGACUGAACUGGAAGGAUAUGGAGAAGCUUGUCCAUGUCAUGAACCUGCUGCUGGGAGCUGAAGUGCUGCCGUCGUCUCAAAGUGACCUCAGGGAAGCCAUGGACAACCUUUCGAAGUUUGUGUACAGGUUUGAAGAGCUGUAUGGCAAGGCAGCCAUGACAUUUAAUGUGCACCAGCUGCUUCACCUGCCACAGAGUGUCCAGCAGCUUGGACCGUUAUGGUCUCACUCAACCUUUGUGUUUGAGUCUGGGAAUGGGACAUUGCUGAAUUUGGCGGCGAGGCGAGGGAUACACGGCGAGGAGGGCAACGGAAGAGGAACUCGACAUGGGCGCCCACUCACUAGCGCUGCGGCAGGAGACCGGCGCGCGAGCCUCCCAAGCCGUCCGCCGGAGAGGGAGCGUAGCAACCACUUGGACGGCAACGCCGCGCGCACGCGUACGCGCCGCGCCCACCGAGCGUCGCGCCGCUCACAGAAGCCCAGCGUGUCCUCACCGAGCAAGCGCAACAGGUUGGAGUUUGCAGAUCGUGUUGCCGUUAGGAUCUUCGCGAGUGCUUCGCACGCUUUUGCGACUAGACCAUUGCGUGUGUGGCUGCGGAUCGCUGAGGACUCUUGCAGUUCUUGGACUACAUCCGCGUCUCUUCGUGUAAAUGAUCCUCGAGACGGCGGAGACGACGACGUCGUCUUGACGGCCGAGGUUCCUGGGUUGUGUAAGCGCGUAACGUUGGCUAGCACGGACCAGGAUGGCCGACCAGGAAGCGGCACGUCUAGGAACAACAACAACGCAGUCGGUGCCGUCGCCGCCGCCACAAACGGCACCAGCAACCACGUACCGCAUCGCAACAGCGUCCACGCACCGGCGGGCAAUACGACAGAAGACACCAUUUGUCCGGAAGAUGGCGGCCUCACCGACCAACAGCAGCAGCGGCUGGAACGCGAAGGCGACGACCAGGAGGAAGAGGCCAUCUCGGCGCCCGUGUGCCGCGGCUGCAGCUUUCCGUACCUGCUCGUACAGGCGCUCAUCCACCUGGGCAUCUACAUCCACAAGCUGACGCAGGACGCCUACUCAGUGUCCACCUACUACCAAGAGCAACAGGUCUACUACUGCGCCAUCUCGGUGAUCUGCCUGUUCGUGCCGUCGCUCGUCUACUCGGCCUACCUGGUGGCCGACAGCAUACUGGACCGCUCCACGCCCGCAUCGGACAUCUGCACGAAGCUCGUCAACGGGCUGCUGCUCGUCCCGUGGCAGAUCAAAGGGCACGUCGAAGUGCUUCACUUUGCGGCGCAGCGGGUGUGCAGCUGCAUAUCGCCCUCCAAAGGCGAGAUGGUGCGGCUGCGCACAUUGAAGCGGGAGACCUUCGUGCUCGAGUUCUUUGAGGACUUCUACGCCGGAUUCAUACAGAUCCUGUUGCAGCUGUACCUCAUCGUGCUCUUCAUCAACUCGGACCACACGUCACAAGCACUGAUCGGCCAACUGGUGGGCUCUGCGCUCAGCCUGUGGUCCCUGAUAAAGGCCGUGCAGCGCAAGGACGACGGUCUGCUCACGGGCACGCUCUCCUUCCUGGGCUGGAUGUCCGUGACGGCUGCCCGAGGCCUCGCGUUGUCCUUGCUCACCGCUGUCAUCCACGGCUGGGUCGUGGUCGCCUGCCUCGUGCACGCCGUCGCCAUGACCGCCUGGAUAUCGAGCUUCGUACGGGACACGCACAAGCGCCAGGACAGCGUGCGACGGGACACCAGCGACGGCGUCGUCGUCAGCGACUCUUCCUCGCAGGCUCCCCUGCGCAGCCCCUGCGUCACCACCAUCAUCAUCUUCGCGUUGUUCGGCCUGCCCUCACUCGUCUUCUGGCCCAUCAUGUUCGAGUUCAAGCUCAAGCGCCGCGUCUUCCUCUUCGUGUUCGUCUUCAUCGUUGAGAACCUGCUGUGCUUCGGCGCCUGGCAACUGUGGGGCAGCCACACGACGCCGCACAACUACCGGGUCGUCGUGUCGGCCCUGCUGCUGGGCCUCACGGCGUCCGGGGUGUUCUUCAUCGCCCUGUACGUCUGCUGCAAGCCCGAGAAGACCGACCUCGUGGUGCUGCAACACAUACGCGAGGAUAACGCCAACAAGUACGGCAUCUACUUCGACUUCUGCAAGGCCAUUCGCAUCCUGCCGGACACGAGCGACAUCGCGCGCGACAUGGAGAAGAUACGCAUGCUCAAGUUGGUCAAGUGACGGACUAGUCCCCGAGCGAGAGACGACCGCCAUGCAUUUCGAAAUGUACUUUCGCACAACAUGAAAUAUGCCUCCGAAAGUGCGCGUUGAAAGUGCCCGAACACAGCUAAGAAACUGCGUAAUGUGUGACGUGCACCGGUCGAAGGCGCUGCAAACAUGACAGACAGGAGUGUUCAUUAUGAACUGUUCUCUCUGCGUGAGAGUGAUAUUAAAUAAAGUU